Molecule: messenger RNA, 3343 nt
Organism: Nothobranchius furzeri (turquoise killifish)
Lineage: Eukaryota; Metazoa; Chordata; Actinopteri; Cyprinodontiformes; Nothobranchiidae
Source: RefSeq, a predicted model, not a curated record
GUCCUGCAGAGGCGCGCGGCGUCAUCCGAGCGUCACGUAGUUGCGUCGUCUGUUGGUUUCUUCUCACCGACUUGAAGAGAAUUCAACGUCGCCAAGAAGAAAAAGGGGAUAAAGAAGAGGGGAACAGAAACAUCUGGUACCCAAACUCAGCUGCCUCAGGAGCAGUGAAGUGUCUUCAUGGCAGUUCGUCGAGGACACAAUAAAUACUUAAAAGCUGACCUACAGGAGGCGUAUGAGAUGUCUAACGGUUAUGAAGACCACAUGGGAGGGGACGAGGGGAAGGAUGCCAAGACUAACUUGAUAGUGAACUACCUGCCUCAGAGUAUGACGCAGGAUGAACUGAGGAGCCUCUUCAACAGUAUCGGAGAGGUGGACUCUGCCAAGCUGGUUCGGGACAAAGUUGCAGGCCACAGUUUAGGGUACGGAUUUGUUAACUAUCUUAACCCUAGUGAUGCAGAAAGAGCUAUCAGUACUCUGAAUGGACUAAGGCUACAGUCCAAAACUAUCAAGGUGUCAUUUGCACGACCGAGCUCGGACACAAUAAAGGAUGCCAACCUGUACAUCAGCGGUCUGCCCAAGUCCAUGUCGCAGAAGGAUGUGGAAGACAUGUUUUCACGUUAUGGGCGCAUCAUUAAUUCUCGGGUAUUGAUUGAUCAGUCUACAGGUAUGACAGGUGUGUCUCGUGGUGUGGCUUUUAUUCGGUUCGACAAGCGAGCAGAAGCAGAGGAGGCUGUGAAAAACCUGAAUGGCCAGACGCCACCAGGAGUCACUGAACCCAUCACGGUGAAGUUUGCUGCUAAUCCAAACCAGGUGAAGAACACGCAGCUCAUCUCUCAGCUGUACCACAACCAGUCCCGACGCUUUGGAGGGCCCUUACACCACCAGGCUCAGCGCUUCAGGUUUUCCCCCAUGGGUGUUGACCACAUGGGCAACAUGGGGGGUGUGAACAUGCCCGGGAACUCCUCCUCCGGCUGGUGCAUCUUCAUUUACAACCUGGGCCAAGAUGCAGACGAGAGCAUCCUGUGGCAGAUGUUUGGCCCUUUUGGUGCCGUCACCAACGUCAAGGUGAUCCGAGACUUCAACACCAACAAAUGCAAGGGCUUCGGCUUCGUUACCAUGACGAACUACGAGGAGGCGGCGAUGGCCAUCACCAGCCUGAACGGGUACCGGCUUGGGGAUAAGAUGCUGCAAGUGUCCUUUAAGACCAGUAAGGGCCACAAGUAGACGGAGCAGGACAGUUUGAUGUGGAGGCAUGCAGAAAAUGACGUGUGAUGGCGAAGUCAGACACAUCAAUAUUUGUUUUAUUGUAUUCAAAGUAAGAAAAGUUCAGUCCUCUGCACCUUUUGUACUUGUCUAGUGUCUAUUUUUUUUUUUUUUUGUUAUCCACAUCUUUUUUUUUACUUUAGACUUGAUGUUGCUUAAUAACAUUUUUUGAGAGUGGAAAUGGAGUCCCCCCCCCACCCCCAAUUUACCUUUUGAAAAUGUUCUCAGAAGCUGUCUAGGUGUGUUGCAUCAAAGGUUUGGUGUUAGAACAACACGAGAAACAAAGAACUCACAGGGCACUUAAACAGUAACAAAAACAUAGAAAAACCCUAAAUGAUCAUUAAACAUUUUGGCGAGUAAUUUAGUUUAGAAAAAGCAUUCUCUGGCUUGGAUCUGUCACUUGUAGGAAAAGUUCCCAUAAGUUAUUUAGUGCUCAAAAUUUUUAUAGAAUCUUCCAGAAUUUGAUGUAUAGGAUCAAAGCACUUUUGACCUGAUAGUGUGACGUUGCUCUGAAUAUUCUUCUUGUAGACCCUUUUGCAGCCCUGUUCGAAAUGUUUUUUAUAAUGUGUUGCAUUACUGAAGAGUCUUGUUGAAGACAAUUUAAAAAGAAAAGAAAAGCCAAUGAAGACACACAAUGUUUAGAUGGACCAAAGGCAGGGACAAUUUUCAUCUUUUUAAUACUAGAUUUUCAAAUCUAAGUUUGACCAUUUUGGAAGAAGAUUUUUCAGUUGGUACUGACUUUGUAUUUAAUGCUCACUGAGAGCCUCAUCCCUGUUUUCUCCUUUUGAUUAUAUUGUUUUUGUUGUUUUUAAUUUAAUUUACUUAGUAAAAGUUUUUGUUUCAGUUUCCAACUUUGUCUAAAGGAGUGCUUAUCUCAGCUUCAGAGAGAAACUAAUGGCCUUUGCUCUUGAGUUUAGAUUUUCUUUCAUUUUGUUUUGAUUGUUUCACUUUGAACAUAAACCAUUAAAUUUUAUUUCAUUUUGCUGAGUUUUGUUUGGUUUGUUUCUUUGCUUUUUCUCUUUUUCCCCCCCCCCAUUUCUUAUACAUUUUUAUUUGAUAUAUGGUUUUGAACUUAUUUUAUUAUUUUUUUGUUUUUAUUGUUUUUCAAAGUAGGGAAAUUUCCAGUACCAUUAGGAAAUUUUAGAUAAUCCAAAAUCAGUCUGCCGCAAAAUGCAUUAUCAGUCAUACAGAGAUGGGCUUAAACUUGAGCUAUUUUAAAAUGGGCCAAAGCAGAUUUAUUUAGUUCACAAUAAAAGUCUAAUUUGAUUUUACGAUUGUGCUCAUCGGACAUAUAACCCUUCAUAAAUAAAAGCUGGAUUUUAGUUCAACUUAUGACGCACAUUGAGUCGUCUAUCAAUAUAUCAGUUCACCCAAUUUAGAAUAGGUAUACACUAUCACCCUAGUAAUGUACCUUUUAUUUUACGAAUUGAUUUUUAAGUGUUUUUCAUUUAGAGCAAGAGCAGAUCUGUAAUAUCACAGAUCUUUAAGGGGUUGUUAAAUCGAAAGAGGCGUUCGCUCUUAUCACUUCAGAGUAAUUUGACUCAAUCCUGCAAUAAUCCAUCUGAGACUUCAUUAAUCCUUGUUUAAAACAAGUGUCCCAUUUUUUUUAAGUAUUACAAGCUUCUAUAUUCAGUCUUACAAGUGCAUUUUAAGUUGAUUUUCAUACAUUUGUCAGUCCUUAACUUUGUGCAAUAUUUUAAAACUAUUAAGCAAGUGAUGGUCAUGGACUUUCAUCUCGCUUUCGUUUUUUUCUACUGACAUGUUUCUGCUUGUAUUUUUUUUUAUUUGGACAGUCUCGGUGGAAGUGUAUGAAAUAUUGAAGCCAGUUUGUUCGAGGCAGACAAGAUCAGCUGUGGCCUGCCUUAAUUUAUAUAUGGAACCAGUGUCAUUUACAGGAAGUGGCAUUUAUUUAUUUGACUGUACGCUGUCAUACUUGAUACUUAUUCUAGUGUUUUUAAUGGUUUAUGGAGUUGUAUUUUUUAAUGUGUUAACACCAAGUUUAGAUCCAUUACCAAUUUCAUUUCAUUGAAAUGUGUAGAAAUUUCAGAAUGGAAAAAAAUUAAAUGUCUUCAGAAGCUUA